AUGUCAGGUGACUUGAAAUUCGACCAAAUAAUGGUAGACACUAGCGAGGCAUUGGAAUAUGUAACAAAAAACAAACGGAUAUUCCACUCAAUUGGCUAUCAAGACAUGGAUAUGUUUCAUGCAAGAUCUGCGCAAGAUGUUUUUAAUAAUAAUAUUAUUUAUGCUGAUUAUGACCGACCUUUAGCUACUUCGAGCAUAGAGGACCAUCAUAACAAGCUUACUGAAGACCAUCUUGCUGCUUUAUCUAACAAGUUACAAAACUUGGCAACAAAUAUUUUUGAAAGGAAAAUGCUAUUUGCACAGAUUGAAUAUGAGAUAAGAAAAAUAAGUGUUGAGGAAACCAUUAACCAUGACAUCAAGCUGAUUGUUUCGAAUUUAUUGUAUGUCAGCUCAUCACCCAAAAGAAAAUAUUAUAAAAGCAAAGUUCUAGUGAUGAAUGAGAAAUCUCCACUGGCAACACUGGGCUUCGUAGCGCAAUUGCUGUGCGCACACGAAAACGUUAUUAUAGAGGCGACCGUGGAGACUGCUGUUUUGUGCCAUUUAUUUACAGAAAUGUGCCACCAAGUCGGAUUAAACAACAUAUAUUUGGCAUUUGUGGCGAAGUGCUUGCCGGGGGCCAACGACGUUACAGAAAUUAAAGAACUACAAUCGUGCUGCAUGGGCGUGGUGACAGAACGCAGCGAUAUAGACUCGGCGGUUGAUGUCUUCCUUACUUCCAGCGUGAAGUUCCCCUGGAAAAUCAGUCGGAUCUUAGUACAGGAGGCUGUCAGCGACCGUUUUAAAAACACGCUCGCUUGGAAAGCCAAACUCAAUCCUUCGAACGUAAAUUCAGAUGAACUGAAAUCGAAAUGUUCGAGUUUUUAUGGUAUCGGCAACAAAACAUUCCUAUCUGAAUUUUACGGCGAUGGACCAACAGGCGACUACGUGAUGAUUGAGGAAUACAGAACUGUCAAAGAGCUAUUGUCUCUUUCCAAGAAAUAUAAACCGUUCUCUGUCUCGCUUUGGUGCAGUGAUGUCUCGGAGUCCAACGAAAUAGCUUACGGAAUCGAUUCUACAAUCGUAUGGAUCAACAGUUACGGAUCGUUCGGAGGACCGCCUAAAUCAUCGCAAGCGUUCUAUUCUAUUAUUGAUAUCGCGUUUUCUAAAAUAGGCGUCAGUAAGUCGUUUGACCUUGAGAAACUUUUAGCUGACAGAGAUAAAUGGAUUAAGCUCAGUGCUCAUAAAAAGCUUGAGAUUUUAAAUGUUGCUUUUGAAACGGCGAGGAAAAGCACAGUUUUGUCAGGUAAUAUUGCGAUCGAUUCUAUCGAUCGAGACGAGAAUUUCGCACGAGUUGAAAAUGGUGAAGUUUGCAUCGGUUUAGAGAUCCCGGUAGGUUUAGUGUUGUUCCACGAUAAAAGUUAUCGCAUAAACGAUAUUUUGCCUACUAUUUUGAAAGGUAAUGCAGUGCUUUAUUGUUGGAGCGAUUUAAUGAACUCUGACAUGUACAGUUUGAUGCGGAAAGAAGGAGUGCCUUUAAACUUAGUCACUGGAGACAAAGGGGAUUUUCAAGUCCCUUCCCAAUAUUCAAUGUACAAAAUAAAAGUAGUACGUACUAACUUCGGUACUAUUUUUGCUAAUUAG
Molecule: messenger RNA, 1620 nt
Organism: Parnassius mnemosyne (clouded apollo)
Lineage: Eukaryota; Metazoa; Arthropoda; Insecta; Lepidoptera; Papilionidae
Source: the annotation of a GenBank genome assembly